AUGAAUAUGGAUUAUGGCACCUGUGGCUGUGAUGGCAUGUUGGGAGUUGUAGUCUUGACGCAGCUGGAGAUCAUCAGGGUGGAAGCCACAGGGGGCGCUCGCUUGUCUGGCUCAGCCGUCACCAGUGUGUCAUUUCGGCCACCGUACGGUAGGAGGCGCUCGCUCGCCUGUCUGCCUCAGCCGCCCCCAGUGUGUCAUUUCAGUCACCCCCACAGCUCGGCCUCUGUCUCCACGGUAACGCAGCCGGAUGUACGUGACUACUACUCGGAACCGGAAGAGCGGAGGACCGCGAAAUUUCAUCUGAAAGCCGUCACCAUGAGAUCUGGAGGCGAGGCUCCCUGCGAUGGGAACACGCUGCUGGAGGCGGCCAUCCCGGAAGAAAGCGUGAUAGUGAUCAGCGAUGAUGAAGGCGAUGUGUCCUUGGGGCUGGGGAACUCGGUGCUCCUAAUAGAAGAUGCUGGCGAGGAUUCGCUUUUACAAGAGAAGAAGACGCUAGAGGUGUUGGAUGAAGAACUUGCCAUAACCUUCAGCAGAAAGGCUCACGUGAUGCCCCACGCCAGAUAUGAUUGUUCAACGCACCCCUUUAUCCGUUUUGAGGAGGAGACACAGGUUCCCAUAGAGAAGAACGCCAGCUUCUGCAACGAGUGCUACUGCUACCUGUGUGACAAACCUGCCUCCGAGUGCUCAGAGUGGGUAUCUCCAGGGUACUGCCACUGCAAUGCCCACAACAAGAGCAAAUACUGGAAGGAGCAGAGAGACACCGCCCUGGUUGGAGUGCUGACCAUAUUCAACCUGGACCUCACAGAGAUAGACACUGAGCUUAAGGAUGGCGGAAACCAGUUGCAGCUCUUCUUGUCGGCGUUAUCGCCGGUGUACAGCAAGUACUUAGAGGGCACAAUGUUGAAGUGCGACAGCGUCCAGCGGUGUGGCUGUUUCUGUCAUAAAGAGAAGGUGGCGGCCUACAAUUGUAACGCGUGCGCCUUGAAUCACGUGCCUGUCAAACAUCACAAUUACUCUGAAGUUCAUAAGACGGUGACUGAUAAUUUAAACCAAGUCAAUGAGGAGAGGCCUAAGGCCGCGGCAGUGAUGUUACUCGGCACAGCCAAAGAGCUGGUAUUUCAUAAGGCACUAGCAAAUCUGGUUACCUUGAAUGAUCCACUUGCAAAUAUGAAAGAGUCAUCUGGCAUCUUGAUGAGUAGAAUUGUGACCACUCUACAAAGGCUGCUGGUUUUGAAUGAUUACCCAAAGACUCUCUAUGAUAAGUUUGUCAGCUUCUUCCAGUCUCUUCCGCUCCCCCCACACUUAUUCCGUUUCACAUCCAGCCUGAACGUCAUCCGAUGGGACAACUGGUUACUAACGUCUGUGUUGGCCGGUCAGAAUCUGACAGGGACCCGUACAAACAAAGGCAAGAAGGAAUGCUUGUGGGAAACAAUGCCCGUGGUCCAGUCCAGGGUGAAGAGGCUUGAGGACGAGAAGAGUUACAGGCAGUUGGUGCGCUACCUGAAUGCCGUGCGGUGCCCCGAAUACACCAGCCUGAAGAUCCUGAAGCAGAAGUUGUGUUUUUACACGUGUAAAUACGGAGACUUCUUUUUAGCCUCCAAUACUCUCAUGGUAACAAAGCGGAUUGAGGGCAACUACUGCAAGUUCUUUACUCCCCAACUCUUCGAGUUUCACCUCCUCAUGCUGCGAACAAGGAGUUGCCCCCCUGGAAAUGAGCUUGUAAUGUCAGAUGUCUGGGUCCCUGUAAAAAGUUCGCCUUUGAGGAAGGGGACUUUGGUACGGACUGCACUUAAAAUACUUUUCUGUAAUGACCACCUAUUUCACGAGCCAAAGUGCUGGAGCGCUCUUGUCAGGACCUGGUGCACAAGUGAAACGUUGUCACAUGAAGGAAAGCUGCUGCCACAGUGUGUGUACGAUCCUGACCUAGUGUUUAAGCAGAUGGUGAUGACCAUGUCGUGUACAAUCCUGGACGAGCUCCAGAGGCAAUACAACGUCAUUCUGCCGGAUCGGUUUCAUAAAGCGUAUUGUGGCUCUGCAGAGAUGAUCCUCAUCGUGCAAGCAGUUAUCCGUUUUAUGAUGGCCACGAAUCCCCCUCUGAGAGGCAUGUUGGAGCUUAUUACAGCAUUUGGGCCGAACCACUGGGCCCUGUCACUACUCCUUGAGUGGAUCAGUCCUAUGCCGGAGAUGAUUUUUCAAUUUAUAUCCAGUGCCAAGAAGGAUUUGUUGGAAGAUGAGCAAAGUGUAUUUCAAUUAUUUAAAAGACGAGGGUUCAGUUACGUGUCGCAGCUCCUGCCCGUGUUUCUCUUGCACCCGAAUGAAGGCGUGCGGUCAGUCGGCUUUCAUUUCCUUGACGUCAUCUCAAAGAACAGCACAGAUUUACCUUGGUCAGGAAACCUCAGCAGCUGCCUGCAGGUGAAAGUUCUCCGUUUGACCCAUACUUUGGUGAAAUUCAGUCCUGUAGAGCACCAAAAAUUGACAGCAUGUAUCGGAAGACUGACUUCAAGAUCCUAACGCCCUGCCAGAGACUCCUAUGGGGUAGAACAAACUGUGAAUAAUAUAAUACCAAAAAAAACUGCAACUUUCAUAGUGGAUUUUUUUACAUUUGCACUUUUCUUGUUGGUUGGCGCCGUUGUUUUUAUACUUGAUGUUCUCGCCUUGUCUUUUUUGCUUCCACCCAUCUUUUCACUGCUAUUGCUGACGCCAUCUAGUGGACACAGAUGAUCAUUACGGAUGCUGGAUGUCUGCGGCUGGCCGGAGUUUAUUAGAAAUAUGGCCCUAACCGUACAGCGGGGAUUAAGAUCAGUAAUUAAUCAUCGCACCAUUCCGAUAAGUCUCACUAACCUUCAUUUAUUUAAGUGUGUCUCUGGCAGACGCGGGAGCCGGCACACAUUCACAUCACACAGGCCGUUUCAGCAUUGAGCACUUGUCAUUUUUACUGUAUUCUGGGCAAAUAAUGUGCCACACGUUCUGCCCGUGUCAGAGGCCUGAAGAAGAUGUAUCAGUAGUUGUCACGGGGUCCGGAAACUUCGUCCAAUGAUAUUAGAAAUACACUAUAAUGGCCUCCUUUAAAGAGCACCAGUGAGAUAUCCUCCAUUGUCUGAAAUUCCUGCCUUCCCCAUGAAAUAACAGUGCUGGAGCAUAUUUGAUUGGAACUCUUUUUAUUGUGCUGCCCCUCUGUUGUUCCUCCUGGAAAUGUUUGAAUACACUGUAACUGGCUUUUAAUAUUCCCUGUGAGCACAGCCUGAUACAGUCCAGUUCUCAGUAGAUUCAUACAUUCUCAGGGUGAGUAACAGAGGAUCGUCACCAUGCAGCAUUGUAAGAAAAGAUGCUCAUGGUCAGCAGAGCGGACCGGUCCUCUAAGCCAAAGGGGCUUCUGCCAAGUGAAUGGGGUCCUUUCCCAAAUCCACAUUGGCACUAAAAUAUCCAGCAAGUUUUUUAAAUUUAUUUUAGCCCCUACUCCUUGUUCAUUUUCUCAGCCCCCAUAGGCGUGACGUUAACAGCAGAGUUCACAAAUCUUACUGCGCAAGAUUAUGGUAUGUCUUUUGAUGCUCUGCAAAUCGGCAAUCUGCAAAAUACAGAUACUGGCCAUGUGCGAUCUGCUGCAUUAUUAUUUUUUUUGCAGAUCCAUUGACUUCAAUGGGUUCACAGUCCACAUUUUCCAGACCAGAAUAUGACAUGUUCUAUCUUCUGCGGAAUGGACCUACGGAUGUAGACCACACACUGU
Bufo gargarizans (Asiatic toad) is the source of this 3724-nucleotide messenger RNA. RefSeq lists its product as uncharacterized. NCBI's taxonomy places the organism in Eukaryota, Metazoa, Chordata, Amphibia, Anura, Bufonidae. The transcript has 21 exons. The record is from RefSeq and is a predicted model, not a curated record. Bases 1 to 2511 code for a protein of 836 amino acids.